GGGUACUCCACUCCGUAUAUCGCUCAUUUGCGGGGUACGGAACUCUGGGCGAUGUCGAUGCUUCUGGGACGGAAGGAGGCGCGAAGAGGAAGCGCGGGCCCGUACGCGAGAUCCGCCCUGGGUACGCUUCGCAGCUGCAAGCGCGGGCGCUUCCGCGCCUUGAGGACGGGUUACGUAACAUCCUUUAUCGUUAAAAAUCCGCGUCUGCACCUCCGCGCCGCCUUGAUCUCCAGCGAGCGAGCUCUACUCACCGGCCCUGCUGGUCUCUCGUCCACACUUUCUUGUUCCCGCCCCGUCGUCGCUUGCUGCUCGCCAGUCGCCCUUGCCCAACUCACCGUUCGUCGUCUCCACCUUCACUCUCGAUCUCACCCAUGGCCGGCGCACGCGGAUGCUUCAACUGUGGCCAGCCCGGUCACCAGGCAGCAAACUGCCCUAACCCCCAACCAUCCUGCUACCGCUGCGGAGAAAGCGGCCACAUAUCCAAGGACUGCACUGCGGCCGAGGCCAAGCCGAAGAGCUGCUACAAGUGCGGGUCGGAGGAGCAUCUGGCACGUGAAUGUCCCGAGAACACCAACACCAACAGUGGGUACACUAGCGGUUACGGCGGCAGCUCCGCGUCGUCCGCCGAGUGCUACCGGUGCGGUAAUGUUGGUCACAUCGCCCGUAACUGCCCCGAGAGCGCCGGCGCAGGUGGCGGACGCGGACGCGGCGGCGGCAACUUCAACUCGUUCAGCAACAAUAAGACAUGCUUCACCUGCGGUGGCGUCGGCCAUUUGAGCCGGGACUGCGUCUCCGGCGCCAAGUGCUAUAACUGCAACAAGAGCGGCCACAUCUCCAAGGAGUGCCCGGAGCCGCAGAAAAAGGCUUGCUACACCUGCGGCCUCGAGGGUCACAUCUCCCGCGACUGCCCCGGCGUCGACGCCGCUGCCUAAUCGCUGUCCUUAGUCGCUCUGUCAUCGAUAGUGUUUGCCUGUCUGUAGCCCGUUGUUCCGUGCCCGGUUGUAUGCCCCUAAAAAUAUACCAACCUAUCGGUCAAUAAUCAUAUCUUGUCUUCUACGC
Molecule: messenger RNA, 1059 nt
Organism: Punctularia strigosozonata HHB-11173 SS5
Lineage: Eukaryota; Fungi; Basidiomycota; Agaricomycetes; Corticiales; Punctulariaceae
Exons: 8
Coding region: 52-777 (241 amino acids)
Source: RefSeq, a predicted model, not a curated record